This is a messenger RNA of Cylas formicarius (sweet potato weevil), 1048 nucleotides long. RefSeq names its product L-xylulose reductase-like. The record is from RefSeq and is a predicted model, not a curated record. Gene Ontology annotation, biological process: xylulose metabolic process; glucose metabolic process. Lineage: Eukaryota; Metazoa; Arthropoda; Insecta; Coleoptera; Brentidae. The transcript has 5 exons. Bases 244 to 978 code for a protein of 244 amino acids. Gene Ontology annotation, molecular function: carbonyl reductase (NADPH) activity; L-xylulose reductase (NADPH) activity.
AAUAACGUCAGAAAUUUACAGUGCCUGCUACAAAAGGCUUCGAAAAUUGGUUUCCGACCCAGAAAAUAUUUUUUGCCUGCUUCGCGCCACCUAUAACAAAAUGCUAUUUCUGGAAAUAAAAAAAUAUUUAGUUCUUGACUGCCGCGUAUAGUCCAAACUUUGUGUUCCAAAAUCAAAAUUCAAUUUUUAGAGGCGUACAUAAAAGAUCCUCAUCUACAGAUAAAUAUCCAAGAGGCGUUUAUAAUGGAAAUCACCUUCCCUAACACUAGAGCUCUCGUCACUGGUGCCUCCAAAGGCAUCGGGAAGGACAUUGCCAUAAAACUUGCCCAAUGUGGAGCGCAGGUAAUGGCGAUAGGAAGGAGUCAGGCAGAUUUGGAUUCGCUUAAGAAUAUCCAUCCCUCGAUAGAAACAAUAACUUUAGAUUUGAGAAAUUGGCAAUCCACAGAAGAUACCUUGAAGAACAUAGAAUCGGUCGAUCUUUUAGUUAACAAUGCUGGAGAAGGCAUGAUUAAACCUGUUUUAGAUGUGGAGGAGAAAGAUAUAGAUAGAAUUUUUGAUCUCAACGUUAAGGGACUCAUGCACGUCACAAAAUUAGUUUUAAAGGACAUGCUUAGGAGGAAAUCUAGCGGAGCCAUCGUAAACGUGUCUUCCCAAGCGGGUCUUGCUGGGUUAUAUGCCCAAUCGGUGUAUUGCGCAAGUAAAGGAGCAGUCGAUGCUUACACGAGAGCCUUAGCAUUGGAAAUGGGGCCCCAAAAUAUUAGAGUUAAUUCGGUAAAUCCAACCGUUGUCAUGACGGAAAUGGGUAAAAAAUGGUGGAGUGAUCAGAACAGGGCAGCCGAUAUGUUGUCAAAAAUCCCUUUGGGAAGGUUUGCUAAUGUGAAUGAAGUAGUGGAUGUGGUCAUAUUUCUUCUUAGCGACAAAGCUAGUAUGGUCAACGGAGUGUGCGUUCCCAUAGAUGGAGGAUACACAUGUACAUAAAUAAAUAUUUGCUUAAAUUUUGCGACAGUGUAAUUCUAACUGAAAACCAAAAUAUAACUACGCGAACAUU